Molecule: messenger RNA, 1341 nt
Organism: Thlaspi arvense
Lineage: Eukaryota; Viridiplantae; Streptophyta; Magnoliopsida; Brassicales; Brassicaceae
Source: the annotation of a GenBank genome assembly
GAAACAAACCCAAAUGGAGGAGAGUUAAGCUUCAGUGGAGGAAAUCUGUGUACCAGUGGAUCAGCAAAUCUAAACAAGAAUGGUUUGGUCACACUCACGAAUUCCAAAAACCAUAUAGUAGCAGUCGAGCUAGACGCAAAAUUUGAUGAGCAUUUAGGGGACAUAAAUGACAACCAUGUGGGUAUUGAUAUCAACAGCUUAGAGUCAGAAAUAGCCGCUCCAUCAGCUUAUUUCAAGGAUGAUGAUGGUACACCUAGAAACCUCUCUCUUUCCAGUGGAGACCUUAUGCAAGUUUGGAUUGAGUAUGACAACAAACAGAAACAGCUCAGUGUCACACUUCAUCCUAUUGGUGUCCCUAAGCCAAAGAUUCCUCUCCUUUCUCUGCAAAAGGAUCUUUCUCCCUAUUUACUUGAGUCUAUGUAUGUUGGCUUCUCCUCAUCUACGGGGGAGCUAACUGCAUCUCAUUAUAUAUUUGAUUGGAAGUUCAAGAUGGACGGGAUGGUUUCAGAUAUAAACCACUCUCGUCUUCCUAAGAUUCCAUCAGCUGAUCAGCGAGAGAACCAGAGUCUAAAGAGAAUUUUAGUGAUCAGAUUGAGUGUAUCGGGCGUCACAAUCCUCAUCCUUUUCAUAAAUAGGAAGACGCUGAUGGAAGUUCUUGAAGACUGGGAGGUGCAGUUUGGUCCUCAUAGGUUUGCUUACAAAGAUCUACACAUUGUCACAAGGGGCUUUAAAGAUAGUGAGCUUCUCGGUAAAGGAGGGUUUGGGAAAGUCUACAAGGGUGCAUUACCAGUGUCCAACAUGGAGAUUGCGGUGAAGAAGGUUUCUCAUGAUUCAAGACAGGGCAUGAGAGAGUUCAUUGCUGAGAUUGCAACCAUUGGGCGUACGCUUGGGUAUAUCUCACCUGAGCUCUCAAGAACAGGAAAGGCAAGCAAAAGAUCUGAUGUAUUUGCACUCAGAGUGGUAAUGCUAGAGAUUACAUGUGGACGCAAACCCAUAUUGUCACAAGCAUCGCAAAGCAAGAUGAUUCUGACUGAGUGGGUGCUAGAGUGUUGGGAGAAGGGAGAUAUAAUGCAGGUUCUUGAUCAUAAGAUAGGGCAAGAGUAUAUCGAGGAGCAAGUGGAGCUUGUUCUGAAACUAGGCUUACUCUGUUCGCAUUCGGUAGCAGCUAUGAGGCCAAGUAUGUCCAGCGUCAUUCAGUUCUUGGACAAUGUGUCUCAGCUUCCUCAUAACUUACUUGACAUUAUGAAAGCUCAAGAAACUGAAGAAGCACCUGAUUCUCCUGCAUCUAGCUCCAUUGCUCCAUUGACCUUUACAGAAUUGUUUGUCUCUUAUGGGCGGUAA